This is a messenger RNA of Fusarium sp. VM40, 2037 nucleotides long. The record is from the annotation of a GenBank genome assembly. Lineage: Eukaryota; Fungi; Ascomycota; Sordariomycetes; Hypocreales; Nectriaceae.
AUGGACUUGCCACGAGCUUUGAGCUUAUACCAGACCAGUACUGGUCUUGUGGGCGAGUCCGAGUGUUUCCCCGAUCCGUUUCCAACUCUAUCGCCAACUAUCAUACGCGAGGCUUGUCUCGUUUUGCCUUUUCCACGCAAUUUUGACUUUGUUCAUCGCCCAGAUAUAGACACAGAGCUGAGGGACUGUAUACGUCAGGCACGCGACAACAAUCGCGGAGUCGCUCUUUGGGGCGUUAGUGGGUCAGGCAAAACACAGAUCGCACUCGAGUACGCCUACACUCGACGUAAGGAUCCUUCGUGUGCUGUUUUCUGGAUCCACGCCGCCAACAAAAACACCUUCCUCCGUGACUUCAAGAUAAUCGGGCGAAAAUUAGGGUUGAGUGAUGAUCUUCGAGAUGAAGAGCUGCUCAAGGCAAUUCGCGAGGGCAUCGAAGCAGAGCCACAGUGGCUGGUCGUUCUUGAUGGUGCCGACAACCUGGCAGCAUUUGAUAUUGACAUAUGGUCAAACACUUCGCAUGUUUCAGACAGGCUACUGGAUUAUAUCCCAUGCAGUCGAACAGGAUCAGUUAUCUGGACCAGUUGUGAUAAGAUGAUCUUGGACAUCGUUGGAGGUGGAACAAAUGCAAUUUUACUGCGCCAGAUGACGCCUGGUGAGGCGUGCAUGCUUUUCGAAAUCGCACGAAAUCAAGAAACCAAAACGACAGAUGCCACUCACCUCGAAGUACUUCUAAACGAGCUGGAUUGGCUUCCACUAGCAAUAUUUCAGGCAGGAUGUUUCUUAGGCAAGACAGCAACAUCUAUUGACGACUAUCUAUCAGAGCUUGCCCACCUAGCCUGGUGUUCUAAAGUGGUUAACGAUUAUGCUACCUGGUCAGAAUCCUACCUUUCUAGUAACCUUCUGAGAGUUUGGAUCAUCUCAACUAGAUACAUCUACCAGCACAGUGAGGUUGCAUACGCUAUACUGCAUACUCUCGCCUACUUUUCUAGCCAGGAUAUAGCAUCAGAACUGGUUGAAGCAGCCGUCUCGAACAAUCUAUCCCGAAAAGGGGACAACCCUUCCACAAGGUCGCAGGAAAUCGAGACGGCUGUAGUUCUCCUCCGGGAAGUUUCUUUCAUGCGAUCAAGUAUGAAUGAACUGGGCGAGCUCAGAUACAGCAUUCAUAAAACCACACAGGAAGCAGCUCGGAUCGCUUCAGCCACUGUAAUAAACAUUUUGAAAACAAGUAUCACGCAGGGAUCGAAUCCGAACCUACAAGUUACUAGUUCUAUUGGCAGCGAUCAGAGCCUUAACAGUUUUGCGCCUGAAAGUAAUAACAGCCCAUUCUUUCACACAGCUAUAAAGAUUGUAACAAACCCCAUACAUGAUAAUGCACGAAGGUCGAUAAACCGAUACGGUCACUAUUUGAUCCAUACACUACAACUUUCUUAUACAGCGGAGAAGCAAGGAAGAAAGCGGGAGGCAGCAGAGCUUUUCAUGCUUCUUUCAGGCUACUUUUCUAAACAACAAGCAUGGAGAGACAUGGAGACAGUAGUGAGAAAGUCACUUGAACUCAGAACCGAGGUGCUCGGUGAAAAGCACACCGACACACUUUGGAGUUUCGGAACCCUGGCAUCGUCACUUUAUGCGCAAGCACGAUAUAAGGAAGCUGCCGAGAUGUUCAGUCAUUCAUGGGCGCUACGGCAUGAAGUGCUGGGAGCCAUACACCCACAUACAAUUUGGAGUAUGAGUUUCCUCGCUAUUGCAUACGGUAUGCAAGGCCAGUAUAGAGAGGCUGAAAGCAUCUUUGUCCCUCUACUGGCUUUAAAGCAGGAGUUACUAGGGAAAAGGCAUCUGGACACCAUGGCUACUAUGUGCAAUCUAGCCGUAACGUAUUAUGGGCUGUGUCGUUAUGAUGAGACUGAAGAGAUGUUAAAUUUUGUUUUGGCAUUUCGUGUGGAGGUUUUAGGGGGUAACCAUCCGGAAACCUCUCGGGCCAGGCAUAAUCUCUCUGUCGUGCGACAGACUAGAGUGGCAUUGGCCUCCCGCUUGUCGUAA